AGAAGAGGAGAGAGACCGGAAAGACUUGUGUAACCUGCACGGAAGACAGAACUAAAACCCCCUCCCUCCCUCUCUAAACCUAUCCUUCUCCUUAAAUUCAAAAAAGAAUCUGAUAAACAUACAGUAGCUCAAAAUUUCUCUUCCCUCUCUCGCUUCAGGAUUCUCUUUUCUCUCUGGACCUACUAGACCAAUGAAGCAAACCCAUCACCAAAAACCCGCCUCCUCCUCCGUCACCAAAAAUCUCCGCUCCUUUACAUGACGAAACUACCCUUCUCCUCCGUCACCCUCUUCGUUACCACCCUCACACUCCUCUCCUUUAUUUUAUCAUCUCCAUCUUUAACACAUGCCUUGGGUUCCGGCUCCACCCUCGCCAUCAUCUCCGCCACCUCCACCGUCUGUGGCCUCGUGAGUUCCCAGCCAACCCAAAGCAUCACCUGCUACAGACGAACCCCUAUGGAAGGAAUCAUCACUGUCGAACCUAACGUCUCCUUCUCCUCCAUCUCCGGCGGUUCCACCUUCUUCUGCGGCCUACGUUCCGGGGGCUACGCUUUUUUAUGCUGGGACACAAGGAAUUCGACUUUUGAUUCUCAAAGAGUCUAUAUUAACAACACUGUCUUUUUACAAAAUCUUUCUGUUGGUGAUGAUCAAGUGUGUGCGGUUGUUAAUGAUACAUUAAGUGUCAAUAAAACAGGAACUGUUAGGUGUUGGAGAGGAGAUGGUAAUAUAAGUAAUCAAUCACCAAGUGAUGGUGAUAAAUAUAAGUCAAUUUCAAGUGGGUUUGGCUUCUCUUGUGGGAUUUUAAUGGAAAGUAAUAGAAUCAAGUGUUGGGGUAAUGAUACAAUUGCAAGACAGAUUGAGCUUGGUUUCGGAGACAUGGAAAUGUUGAGUCUUGAGGUGGGUGGUUUGCAUGCUUGUGGUGUGAAUUCUAGUGGGCUUUUGGUGUGCAGAGGGGAUGAGAGUUUAGGUCAAUUGAAUGUUCCUUCAAAUAAUGUAUUGGAAUAUUCACAGCUGGCUCUUGGGGAUAGCCAUAGUUGCGCGAUUCGAAAGAAUAAUGGAUCAGUUGUUUGUUGGGGAGGUGAUGGUGAAUAUAAUGUGAAUGAGAUUCAAGGUGUUUUCUUUGAGUCUAUUGUUUCCGGGUCUAAUUUUACUUGUGGAUUGGUUUCGUGGGAUUUUUCAGUUAUGUGUUGGGGACCAGGGUGGCCUAAUGGUUCAGGGACUCAGCUUUUGGGUGAGGUUUUACCAGGGCCAUGUGUGCAAUCUUCUUGUAGUGAAUGUGGUUUGUAUCCACAAUCUGAGACAUUGUGUUCUGGUUCAGGGAAUAUUUGCAAGCCUUGUGGGUUCAAUGCUUCGAUGCCAACACCAUUGGCUCCGCCGCCAUUGCCAUUAGCACCGCCCCCAUCGAUAGUGCCUAAGUCGUCUCCGUCAAAGGAAUUGACAACUGGGUUAUUGGUGUUUGCUAUUGUUGGAUCAGUCGGGGGCUUUGCAGGGAUUUGCACGAUUAUUUACUGUUUGUGGACCGGGGUUUGUUUUGGUAAGAAGAAAGUGCAUAAUUCAGUUCAGCCCACAAUUACUAGAGAUGGGUCCAAUGGUGGCAUGACUUCAAACAAUAGCGGUCUAAUUUCGAGAUCAUCAACGAUAAGGCGCCAGAGCUCGAGGGCGAUGAGACGACAGAGGAGUGGGACGUCAUCAAAGCAUGCUGAUAGAGCUGAGGAGUUUAGUCUUGCUGAACUUGCUGCUGUCACCAACAAUUUCUCACUAGAGAACAAGAUUGGUGCAGGGAGCUUUGGUGUUGUUUAUAGAGGUAAAUUGAGAGAUGGCCGUGAAGUGGCGAUUAAGAGAGGGGAAACAGGGCAGAAGAUGAAGAAGUUUCAAGAGAAAGAGAGUGCCUUUGAUUCAGAAUUGGCAUUCUUAUCGAGGCUUCACCACAAACAUCUAGUAAGGCUUGUCGGGUAUUGUGAGGAUGGAGAUGAGAGACUUCUAGUUUAUGAUUACAUGAAGAAUGGAGCUCUUUAUGACCAUUUACAUGACAAGAACAACAUUGAAAAGAUUAGUAGUGUGAUAAAUUCAUGGAAAAUGAGGAUCAAGAUUGCACUCGAUGCUGCUAGAGGAAUUGAAUAUCUUCACAACUAUGCAGUCCCAUCAAUAAUUCACAGAGACAUCAAGUCAUCUAACAUAUUGCUGGAUGCGAAUUGGACAGCAAGAGUUUCUGAUUUUGGAUUAUCAUUGAUGGGUCCUGGAUCAGAAGAGAAUUACAAUUGCAGACCAACAAAGGCAGCAGGGACAGUUGGGUACAUUGAUCCUGAGUACUAUGGUCUAAAUGUAUUAACUGCGAAGAGUGACGUCUAUGGCCUUGGUGUGGUAUUGUUAGAACUCUUGACAGGAAAGAGAGCCAUAUUCAAGGGUGAUGAUAACGGAGGCACACCAACAAGUAUAGUUGAUUUUGCAGUGCCUAAGAUUAUGGUUAAUGAAUUGGGCAAGAUCUUGGAUCCCAGGGUAGGUCCGCCGGAGCUUAAUGAAGCAGAAGCAGUGGAGCUGGUAGGAUACACAGCAAUGCAUUGUGUGAAUUUGGAAGGGAAAGAUAGGCCAACUAUGACUGACAUUGUUGCUAAUUUGGAGCGAGCUCUGUCACUCUGUAAUGGUAGCCAUGGCAGCAUCUCAAGUGGUACAAUAUCAAUUAUUUCAGAUUGAAAUUUCAAUUUUCAAACCCAGAAAGAAAGAAAAAAGAACUAUCAUUUUUUUGGACAAUUUAAUUGGGUACAACAUUUGGGCUAUUGUAAAGAAUUAGGAAUUCCCUUUCUUCUCCCCCCCCCCCCCCCCUUUUUUUUCAUUUUUCAAUUUUAGAUGAGUUAGGAGUAUUUAUCUAACAUCGAGCUGUAGUGUAGGAUUUUGUGAGCACUGACAGCAAGGACAAUGAUUACAUGAUUUACGUUACGGGGAAUGUUCCUUCUCCUUUCUACA
Populus nigra (black poplar) is the source of this 2958-nucleotide messenger RNA. RefSeq names its product putative serine/threonine-protein kinase-like protein CCR3. The record is from RefSeq and is a predicted model, not a curated record. Gene Ontology annotation, molecular function: protein serine/threonine kinase activity; ATP binding. The transcript has a single exon. Gene Ontology annotation, biological process: protein phosphorylation. The coding region runs from base 256 to 2688 and encodes 810 amino acids. Lineage: Eukaryota; Viridiplantae; Streptophyta; Magnoliopsida; Malpighiales; Salicaceae.